Rhodamnia argentea is the source of this 1511-nucleotide messenger RNA. Its product is annotated as peroxisomal membrane protein 13. Bases 224 to 1120 code for a protein of 298 amino acids. Gene Ontology annotation, biological process: protein import into peroxisome matrix, docking. NCBI's taxonomy places the organism in Eukaryota, Viridiplantae, Streptophyta, Magnoliopsida, Myrtales, Myrtaceae. The transcript is spliced from 5 exons. The record is from RefSeq and is a predicted model, not a curated record. Gene Ontology annotation, cellular component: peroxisome; peroxisomal membrane; peroxisomal importomer complex.
CUUGUCGUCUUCUGUGUUUGGAGAUGAUGACUGGUAAAUCCGAUCGUGGUGCCAAAUGCGAAGCGAAGAAGGAAAGAGGCCCAUUCACCUUUCCUCUUUUGACAUCUCUCUUUCUCUGUCUCUCUGUCUCUCUCUCUCUCCGCCCGAGGUCCAAGGGAGGGUACGCGCGUGAAUCAGACAUAACAUAGUGAUUCAUCUGGGUUCGGAGCUCCCCUAUACCACCAUGAACUCCAAUAACGAUGCCCCGGCUAAUGGUCCACCUCCCAAGCCAUGGGACAGAGCCGGGGCUUCAUCGGGUCCUGCACCAUUUAAGCCGCCAUCGCCUGGAAGCACUAGUGAUGUAGUGGAAGCUUCUGGAACAGCAAGACCAGGGGAGAUUGUUUCGACGACUGAUAGGACUGUCCCUGCUAAUGCAAAUUCUAUUGCCAGGCCGGUUCCCACCAGGCCAUGGGAGCAACAAUCCUAUGGAAACAAUUAUGGAGGAUAUGGUUCUGGUCUGAAUUAUAACUCUGGGUAUAAUUCGGGAAUGCUUGGCUCUUCAUUGGGAGGAUAUGGAGGAUCUUAUGGGGGUGGAUUAUAUGGAAAUGGAAUGUACCGAGGAGGUUAUGGUGGGUUGUAUGGUGGUUCUAGCUUGGGCGGUGGAUACGGUGGGGGCAUGUAUAAUAGUGGAUUUGGGGGUCAAAUGGGUGGUUAUGGAGGUGGUUAUGGAGGUGGUUAUGGUGUUGGCAUGGGUCCCUAUGGCGAUCAAGAUCCGAAUAACCCUUAUGGUGCUCCCCCUUCGCCACCAGGAUUUUGGAUUUCCUUUCUUCAAGUGAUGCAAGGAGUUGUAACAUUUUUUGGCCGCAUUUCGAUUCUGAUAGACCAGAAUACCCAGGCAUUCCACAUGUUUAUGUCUGCACUUCUUCAGCUUUUUGAUCGAUCAGGAAUGUUGUAUGGCGAGUUAGCUAGAUUCGUAUUAAGGAUCCUGGGAAUCAAAACAAAGCCUCGAAAGGUUCAUCCACCUGGACACAACGGUAUGCCUGGGCUCCCCAAUGCUCCCCCUCAUAAUGCUAUUGAGGGUCCGAAAGCAGCUCAAAGUGGCGCAUGGGAUAAUGUAUGGGGGGGCAUACCCAGUAGUUAAAGACUUUGCCAGAAGAGAUUGGAUACUCAAGACUACUGAGGUAAGGAUACAGACUCACUCAAUAAUCGUGGGCAAAAUGCUGUGGCCGCACCAGCUCAGUCUCUCAGUGUUGGUUUGCCAAAGGGCUAUCCCUCCUGGGAAGGCUGUAUGGUGGAACCUAUCCUCCAUGAAAUGCUUGAAAUGUCAAACUACACUGUAGGUUGCUGUACGCUUGUAAGAAUUUUCAUGGCAUGUAUAAUUGAAAUUGAGGAUGCAAUGAGAUUUCUCGGGACUCGGGAGGUCGAGUGUUUCUACCUUUCGACUGAGCAAGAUCACCAAUUGCAAUACCAUGGAAAAGGGUGUCUGUAUUUGAUAAAUUUGCAGUGUGAAAUCACACGUCCUUGCUACAGUA